Piliocolobus tephrosceles (Ugandan red Colobus) is the source of this 1120-nucleotide messenger RNA. RefSeq names its product UL16-binding protein 1-like. The record is from RefSeq and is a predicted model, not a curated record. Bases 286 to 681 code for a protein of 131 amino acids. The transcript is spliced from 3 exons. Gene Ontology annotation, biological process: antigen processing and presentation of endogenous peptide antigen via MHC class Ib; antigen processing and presentation of endogenous peptide antigen via MHC class I via ER pathway, TAP-independent; positive regulation of T cell mediated cytotoxicity. Gene Ontology annotation, cellular component: external side of plasma membrane. NCBI's taxonomy places the organism in Eukaryota, Metazoa, Chordata, Mammalia, Primates, Cercopithecidae.
UCAAAGGGCAACUGCCUGACAUUCAAGUGGAGAAUUUAAUACACAUUGGUAAGUUUAAAAUGGCCCAGGGAGCAGACACAGUAGUAACUUAGAGGCAUUUAUUGGUUUCAUGCAAAAAAUAAACCAGAAGUUUGUGUCACACAAGAGGCUGAGAAGCAUGGGCAGGAUGCAGCAGAGAGAGCAAGUCCAGGAACAAGGAAAGGAAGCAGGGUGGGGCUCAGGACUUGUCAAGAUCAGAGCUGAUCUCUUUCCAAUGGGGCAGAGCCCCUCAUUCUGCCGGCGCAGAUGUCUUGUGAGCAUGAAGCCCAUGGACACGGCAGAGGAUCUUGGCAGUUCCUCUUCAAUGGACAGACGUUCCUCCUCUUUGACUCAAACAACAGAAAGUGGACAGCACUUCAGCCUGGAGCCAAGAAGAUGAAAGAGAAGUGGGAGAAGAACAGGGAUGUGACCAUGUUCUUCCAGAAGAUUUCAAUGGGGGAUUUUAAGACAUGGCUUGAAGAAUUUUUGAUGUACUGGGAACAAAUGCUGGAUCCAACAAAACCACCCUCUCUGGCCCCAGGCACAACCCACCCCAAAGCCUUGGCCACCACCCUCAUUCCCUGGAGCCUCCUCGUCAUCCUCCUCUGCUUCAUUCUAGCUGGCUGCUGUGGAGAGUUGUUUAGAGUGACAGGUGGAAGAUGAUAUCAAGAAACCUCUGUUAGCCUCGUCUGGUUCCUGCUCUCCCUUCAGGGAGGCCGCCUGUCUACUCACCACUGUGCCUUUCUGGAAUGCAGGAGUUCAAGCCUUAGCAAGCCCACCGGCCCCCAGCACAUGAUGAGGACAUUGUAGACUCAACAUCUCAUGCCAGUCAUUACCUUUGCUGAUGAUCCUAACAGCCAUUUUUCUUAACAUCUUCUGCCACUUUCUCUCGGUGGUAAUGGAUGGAAUUCCUGCACAAGUUUUAACUGAACAAGAAAUCCCAGCAAAAGGCAUUUUCUUUCUACUUCUUUGAUUGUGGAAAAGCAGACACUUCUCUGAAGCAUGACCUUAUUCUUCCAAACAGUAUUGCUAGUAAAAUAUCAUGCUGGACUUUAGACCUCAGGGAUCCUUUCCAUGCACUGACCAAAAAUUGUGAUAAUCC